AUAGGAACCUUACAUUUUUCUAUUACCACCACACAUUUCAGGCACCCAUGCAUGCAUGAUUGAAAACAUUAUACAAGAAAUUAUAGCUAAGAACAAAUCAGCAGAUAGCAGAACCAAAGCAACAGCCAAUAAUCAUGGUAGUGGAAAGCGUUCUUUGCAUGAAUCCAGGAGAUGGUGAAACCAGCUACGCCAAGAAUUCAUUCCUUCAAAAAACAGUGCUAUCAAAAGCUAGGCCAUUCCUAGAAGAUACCAUCAAGGACAUGUUCAGCACCGCCCUUCCCACUGGCUUCAAAACAGAAUUGGGCUGCUCUUCAGAACCCAAUACUCUGUUGUUCGUUUCUGAAAUCAUGGACGUCAUUUAUGAGCUUUGCCAACAACUGACCUGUAAACUGCCCGAAUUUCAGGUGUUUCUGAAUGACCUUACAGGAAAUGAUUUCACUACUGUUAUCAAGUCGCUGCCAUUUUUCUACGAGAAGUUUGGAAGAGGAAAGGGAGACUUGUAUGGACAGCACUGUUUCAUAUCAGCAGUACCUGGCUCUCUCUAUCAGAGGCUCUUCCCAAGCAAGAGUUUGCAAUUCUUCCAUUCCUCUUACAGCCUACACUGGUCUAAGGUGCCAGAAGGUAUAUCAAAUAACAAGGGGAACAUAUACAUGGCAAAGGCAAGUUCUCCUAAUGUAUUUAAAGCUUACUUGGAACAAUUCCAGAAGGAUUUCUCCUUGUUUCUGCGCUUACGCUCAGAGGAAAUAAUACAAGGAGGACGUGUAGUUGUUACAUUUAUCGGGAGGAGAAUUGAGGAUCCUAGAAACAAAGAUUGCUGUCUUUAUUUGGAGCUGCUAGCAAAGUCACUGCUAGACUUGGCAGCAAAGGGACUUAUUGUAGAGGCCGAUAUUGAUACCUUCAAUCUGCCAUGCUAUAAUCCUUACGAAGGAGAAGUGAGGGAAAUUAUCGAAAUGAAGGGAUCAUUCGAUAUUGAUAAGCUAGAAACUUUUGCUAUUAACUGGGAUGCUCAUGAUGAUAUCAGCGACAAAAAUUUUGUGUUUGACAAGGACCAAUGUGGACGAAAUGUGGCAAAUAUUGUAAGAGCAGUUGCAGAACCGAUGUUGGUUAGUCAUUUUGGAGAUGAAAUAAUGGAUGAAUUGUUCAAGAGGUACGCAUAGUAUGUAGGUGAACAUCUAUGCGUGGAGAAGACAAAACAUAUAAACAUACUCCUCACAAUGACAAAGAAGGAGUAGACUCUAGUGUAGUAGAUGAUGAGCGAGUUAAUUCUUCUUAAGCAUAAAUAAACUAAUUAUCUAUGGAAGUAGUUUUGGCUCAUAAUGAAUA
Messenger RNA from Populus euphratica (Euphrates poplar), 1323 nucleotides. RefSeq names its product benzoate carboxyl methyltransferase-like. Lineage: Eukaryota; Viridiplantae; Streptophyta; Magnoliopsida; Malpighiales; Salicaceae. Gene Ontology annotation, molecular function: methyltransferase activity. The coding region runs from base 135 to 1157 and encodes 340 amino acids. The transcript is spliced from 5 exons. The record is from RefSeq and is a predicted model, not a curated record.